CAGCCUCAUCCUACUCCAAACCAUUCUUUCCAACACAACUUCUAAACAAUGCCUUCCUUCUGCAACUUCAAGACGGAACUUAACAAGGUAUUAUUUGAAGGAGACUCCUUUUAUAGAGAGGUGAUACUGAAUAGACCAACCAAAUUAAAUAGCCUCGAUUAUGAAGUGAUUUCUCUGAUGCUUAAGAAUUUCAGAGAUUUUGAAACAGAUUCUACCGUUAAAUUUGUAAUUCUGAAGGCAAAUGGGAGAGCGUUUAGUGCAGGUGGAGAUGUCGUUUCGAUUGUUAGUUCCAUGAUAACAGGACAUUGGUGUUUUGGAGCAAGAUUUUACAAGAAACAAUUUAACUUAGACUACUUACUUGCAACAUAUAAAAAACCUUUGCUUCCACUCAUUGAUGGUAUUGUAAUGGGAGGAGGUGCUGGCUUAUGUAUGAAUGGAAGGUUUAGGAUUGUCACUGAGAAAGCUGUAUUUGCAAUGCCAGAAGCAUCAAUAGGACUUUUUCCAGACGUAGGGGCUUCACAUUUUCUUUCUAGGCUCCCAGGGAAUUUUGGAGAAUAUUUAGGACUCACAGGGGGCAGACUAAAUGGGGCAGAAAUGCUUGCAUGUGGCUUGGCAACACAUUUUCUUUUCUCUAAAGAUUUAUCUUUGCUGGAAACUGCACUCAAAACGCUACCGUCAUCAGAUAUGACCAUAAUUUAUCAAGUCAUCAAUAAAUUUGCUCAAAAACCAAAGCUAAAGCAAGAUACUAUUUAUCAAACCCAAAGGUUGGAGACUAUUAAUAAAUGUUUCUCAAAAGAUACCGUUGAGGAAAUCUUACUGGCACUUGAAAAUGAGGUGAAAAACAAUCCAGAAAUUUGGAUCAAUAAAGCAAUAAAUUCCAUGAAGGCAGCUAGUCCUACUAGUCUCAAGAUUACACUUAGAUCGAUCAGAGCAGGACGAUUGCAAAAUUUAAAACUAUGUCUCACACGUGAAUACACAAUUUGCUGCAAUGUUUUGCGAGCAACUGUUAGCAAUGAUCUGUACGAGGGUUCAAGAGCUAUGCUAUUUGACAAGGACAAGAAACCAAAGUGGGAACCUUCAAAACUGGAGUUAGUAAGCAAAGAAAUGGUGGAUCGCUAUUUCAAUGGCAUAGACGAAGAUGACUGGAAAUAUCUGCAAAUUCCAGAAAGAUCUGUAACAUCAAUGGACGUUUUGAUGCCUAAACUUUAAAUAUUUUAUAUUAUAAACAAAUAAAU
Molecule: messenger RNA, 1235 nt
Organism: Manihot esculenta (cassava)
Lineage: Eukaryota; Viridiplantae; Streptophyta; Magnoliopsida; Malpighiales; Euphorbiaceae
Product: probable 3-hydroxyisobutyryl-CoA hydrolase 3
Exons: 14
Coding region: 49-1209 (386 amino acids)
Biological process (GO): L-valine catabolic process
Molecular function (GO): 3-hydroxyisobutyryl-CoA hydrolase activity
Source: RefSeq, a predicted model, not a curated record